AAAAACAUGUUAUGUUUUGGGACUGAUAACUGCAGUACCUAAAACGGAGUCUAAAGUCUACCAGUGAUCAGUUCCUUCAGAAAAGAUACUGAGUUCUGCUUCUGCUAUAAUGUCCAGUAUGUUCUUGUUCCGCAGGUUUGUCUGGAUCAGUUUGAAUGCAUUGUUUCUUUAUGGAAUAGGGGUACAAGCUUACUGCGUCAGUGAUUGGGUGAAAAUGAACGAUCACAACAUUUGUUUCCAAGGCAGCGGUGACCACUUCGGUUCUUUCCGGAACUACGUAAGAUCUGGUUUGGUAGCAGCGAUCAAACUAGAGCACGUGUCUGGCCACAUCGCAUGCGCUACCGGUCAAGCCUACAAUAGUUACUGGGGAUGUGCAAACCAUAAGGGUUUAGCCCCAAACCCUUUUAAUGCCGUAGUGACCGAUCAACACAACCAAGUCAUCUUUCCAAAGACAAACCAGAUUGGAUAUGCUCCUUCUAUCUGGUAUCGAGUUCCCUUCGCUGACACAACCUCUUCCAAAGAAAUCGUCUUCACCGACUUUGCCCAGCCUUUCUACUUCCCCAAGUACAAGCAGAUGAGAAUUUGGUACGGAGAGGAUCUGAAGGGCAUCACUGAAUCAGACAACCAUGGUCGUGUGUGUGUGAAUGUGUAUGCCAAGUUUAUGUUAUAAGUAAGGAAGAGGUUACAUCAUGUUGGCUAAUAAAAUCAAUAAUUAAAAUAUACCGCAUACAACA
Molecule: messenger RNA, 734 nt
Organism: Actinia tenebrosa (Australian red waratah sea anemone)
Lineage: Eukaryota; Metazoa; Cnidaria; Anthozoa; Actiniaria; Actiniidae
Source: RefSeq, a predicted model, not a curated record